This is a messenger RNA of Lates calcarifer (barramundi perch), 2341 nucleotides long. RefSeq names its product tumor necrosis factor ligand superfamily member 6. NCBI's taxonomy places the organism in Eukaryota, Metazoa, Chordata, Actinopteri, Centropomidae. Gene Ontology annotation, molecular function: tumor necrosis factor receptor binding. Bases 562 to 1290 code for a protein of 242 amino acids. Gene Ontology annotation, biological process: immune response. The transcript is spliced from 4 exons. Gene Ontology annotation, cellular component: membrane. The record is from RefSeq and is a predicted model, not a curated record.
UAACACUGAGUGAAUUUCACCUGGAUGUACUGAUGAGCUUUUGGUGGUUGGAGGUCAAAGGUCAAGAUCACUCUGCCCUCACAUACUUGUGAUUGUGCUAUAUCAGGAACACUCAGAGGGAAUUUCAUUACAUCCAGCACAAACAUUCACUUGGAAAUAGGUCAAAGGUCACUGUGACCCAGCCUCGGGAGCACAAUACUUCACCAUUCACGAGAUGAGAAAAACUGUAUUAACAGGAGUCGUGCAUUAGUUGUGAAAGACAUGAGUCUGGUGUUCAGACGUGUGGACUCUCACCUCAGACCUGAGCUGGAUAAUAAAAUCAUAAAGGUUUGAGCUUUGACUCUUAGACUCUGGAUCUGCUUUUGGUUUGUAGCUGUUUCCAUCAGAGCCGGUGAGCAAGAGAGGAAGUGUGAAUGGAGUUACAGUAUUUCAACACUGCUCUUACAGUAAUUGACAUGUUUGCAGUCAGAGAAUCUCUGGCUGUUUCUCAGUCAUCUUAAGAUUCCUGCUGUUUCCUCUGCUUGAACCAGCUGCAACGUCUGGAGGAUAUUUCCACACUAAAUGACUUCCACUUACAGAAAGAGCGCUGCAGGUGCAGCGGACUCGGAGGACGGGUGCGUCUCUGUGAAUUUAGUGGACAGCAGUGCCGCCCAGCCUCUGCUGCCGCCCGGCCUGAGGCGGUGGCAGCGGCGUGUGACGGCGGCUCAGACCCUGCUCCUCCUGCUGGUGUGCCUGGCGUUGUGUGGCAUGGCCAUAGAAGCCUGCUUCAUCUUCCGUCUCUACCGACACGAGUCUCCCGCCGCAGCAUCGUCCUCGAAGCUCAUCGGAGGUCAGGAUGUUACUUCUCCCACUAAACGACCCAGUUAUGAUAUUCGUCCGUCCAAACCAGUCGCACAUCUGACAGAUGGACCAGACGCAGCUCACGGACCACAGAUCAUGGCCUGGAGCGUGGAUGCAGACCCUCUCCUCUAUGAAAUGGACUACAAAGACAGCAAGCUUCUCAUUAAGAAGGAGGGUUAUUACUAUGUCUAUUCAAAGGUUUACUUCUUAGACAGCGGCGUGUUUCACCAUUCUGUCCACCUGCUCACCACCAUAUACAGUGGAGGGAGCAUUACCCUCCUGCAGUCCAGGAAGUACUCCCCAGCGUCUGGAAAGACACGGUCCAACAGUUACCUGGGUGGAGUGUUUCACCUGUACAGAGACGAUGCUCUUUACGUGAAGGUCAGCAACACCACAAAGAUUGAGAGACACAAAGCCUUUGAGAACGUGUUUGGAGCAUAUAUGAUAUAAAUACCACACUGAUCAUCAUCACUGUGAAUCUGGACGUUUGGAGGAAGAAGAAAACGUCUUCUGGAGGAUGAACGAUAAAACCAGGUGCACAAGCAGAAAGAGCAGCAGCUGUGAUGAAGCUCAGGAAAAUCUGAAUGUUACCGAUCGAUUGCUGAGAGCUGAAACAGGUUAUUAUAUCUAUUUAAAGAACAUUUCAUAUUCCAGCCUCUGAUGUGAGGACUUGCUGAUUCUUCCUUUAAUCAUUUUGACUAUUUUAAUUGGACGCUGGCCGGAUGAUACAAGCACUGUGAAGGUCUCUGUGUCCUGUGUACUUUCACAAACCAAUCAAUCAAUCAGUUGAGACUGUAAUCAGGAGAUUAUUCUAUGAUGAUAAUGUCUAUGGGCAGUUCCUGUUUAAUAAACACUCAAAUCAAAACACGUCUGUCUGGAUUUUAUGUGGGAACUCGACCAAUCAGAGUCUGUUUCAGGCUGAGAGCAACCGAAGAAAGUCAAAAGACAAAAUACGACAGAAUUCAACAAGGAAACAGAUCGAGUGAACAGAAAGGAGGAGAAAUCCAACUGAUAAAUGCAUGUAAAGAAUGAAAUCUAUCUACUAAUAAAAUCAAACCAGGUAAAUCAGCACCUGGGCACCAGACCAGCUGAUGGAGCAGAGCCAGAGAGCUCUGUGAUCCAGCACCUCAGAGAUGGAGGUGAUGUUAUCGCGUGGGUUGGGCCAGGUUCCUUCCUGUGGUUCAAACAUCACGUUCACACCAUCUCAUGCUUGAGAAUGACUUCCCUCCGGUUCUUCUUCUUCGUUGCUUUUCAAAGUGUUUUUCACGUGUCCAGCUGGUGGAGGUCUCAGAGCAGCAGGAGCUGUUGGAGAUGUGCACCGUGACGUUAGUGGUCUUUAAAGGUGCUGGAGCUCAUGGCUUUAACUGCAUUUAGAACCUAAUAUUUGAAUGCACUGCAUUUUAUUCUCCUCAUUUCAUUUGACUGUGAUCUGUCUGUUGUUUUAAGUGUAAAAGCAACAUGAGGGCAAACGUUCUGUACAAUAAAAUGAUUCCAGCCUGAA